CUUUUAGAGCGAGUGAGGCUGCUGGGAAAACAUGGCAGCUUCCGUUUGUUGCUGGUUUUAAUACUGUCAGACUAGUGGAGGAUUAGAUAUCCUUGUAACUCCACUCCAGCCAACGAUCUUCAUCCAACAAAAGAGAACAGAACAAUAUGGAGAAGAGUGGAAGUAUGGACAGUUUGGGCUCGAAGCAAUCCUCUUCUCGACAUCCGAGUGUUGAUUCAUUAUCAAGUUCUGAGCGUUCGGCCCAGGUUAAACCUUCCUCUGCCAUGUUGUCUGAGACGGCUACCUCAGCGGAGUUCUCCCCAGAUAUCAGGGUCAAGGCCAAAAUUCAUGCAAAGCAGGUUUUACGAGAUUCUGAUAAAGAGGAACCACAAUUGCUUCCAAAUGAAAUUGUGCAAGAUAUGGCACAAGACAUCACCUAUUUCUGUCCUUUCACCGGAGCUGUACGUGGAAUACUGACCGUUAGCAACUAUAGGCUCUUCUUCAAAUGCAUGGACAGGGAGCCUUCUUUUGUGCUUGAUUUGCCUCUUGGGGUUGUGAGUCGGGUGGAGAAGAUCGGCAGUGCGUCAAGCCGCGGCGAUGUGUCCUAUGGCCUUGUCUGCAAGGAUAUGCGCAAUCUGCGAUUUGCUCACAAACAAUUGGACGACACUCUCAGGAAGUCCAUUUUCGAAGUGUUGAUGAAAUUUGCGUUUCCUGUCUCCAAUGGACUGCAAAUAUUUGCCUUUCAAUACGGACAAGUGUUUCCUGAGAAUGGAUGGAAGGUGUACGACGCAGUGUCGGAAUACAAAAGACAGGGCAUUCCCAAUGAAAGUUGGAGGAUUACAAAGGUCAACGAUCACUACGAACUGUGUGACACCUACCCGUCAACGAUGGCUGUUCCGGUCAACAUUCCAGAUGAGGAGCUGAAGAGAAUAGCCGCCUUUCGGGCAAAGGGAAGGAUACCUGUGCUGUCCUGGAUCCAUCCAGAGAGCCAGGCAACGGUGACACGUUGCAGCCAGCCUAUGGUUGGAGUGAACGGGAAACGGAGUAAAGAGGAUGAAAAAUACCUGCAGGCAAUCAUGGAUGCCAACGCCCAGUCGCAUAAACUCUUCAUUUUUGAUGCUAGACCGAGUGUGAAUGCUGCUGCUAACAAGAUGAAAGGUGGUGGAUAUGAAAGUGAGGACGCUUAUCAAAACGCUGAGUUGGUGUUCUUGGAUAUUCACAACAUCCAUGUGAUGAGAGAGUCACUCCGCAAGCUGAAGGAUAUUGUCUACCCCAACAUCGAGGAUUCGCACUGGCUUUCAAAUCUGGAGUCCACUCACUGGCUUGAGCACAUCAAGUUGAUCCUGGCAGGAGCGCUGCGCAUCGCAGACAAGGUGGAGUCCGGCAAAACGUCGGUGGUGGUGCACUGCAGCGACGGCUGGGACCGCACGGCGCAGCUCACCUCGCUGGCCAUGCUCAUGCUGGACGCUUACUACCGGACCAUUCGCGGAUUCCAGGUGCUGCUGGAGAAAGAAUGGCUGAGCUUCGGCCACCGUUUCCAGCUGCGUAUCGGCCAUGGCGAUAAGAACCACACGGACGCGGAUCGCUCCCCCGUUUUUAUUCAGUUUGUCGACUGUGUGUGGCAAUUGACUCGUCAGUUUCCUGCAGCUUUUGAGUUCAAUGAAUACUUCCUGGUGACCAUCUUGGACCAUCUGUACAGCUGCUUGUUCGGGACGUUCCUGUGUAAUAGCGAACAGCAGAGAGUGAAGGAAGAGAUUCCUAAGAGGACAGUGUCCUUGUGGUCGUACAUCAACAGCCAGCUGGAGGAGUUCACCAAUCCUUUGUACGUCAACUUCUCCAAUCAUGUGCUGUUCCCUGUCGUCAGUUUACGCCACCUAGAGCUCUGGGUGGGCUACUACAUACGUUGGAACCCUCGUAUGAGGCCUCAGGAACCUGUUCAUCAGCGCCACAAGGAGCUGCUGGCAAAGCGUGCCGAGCUGCAGAAGAGAGUGGACGAGCUGCAGCGAGAAGUGACUAAUCGCUCGGCGUCCUCUUCUUCGGAGCGGGCGGGCUCGCCAACGCGGUCCAUCACCCCAGUACAGACCUUUGUUUGACUGCACUUCUUUCCUAUUGGAGGCUGGUGUACAUUGUCACUCUUGCAAGGCUUCUUGGUGAGAAAUAGUCUCCAGACAGCACUUUUAGGUUUUGUUCUACUAAAAUGUUACCCUGGUUUUAUACGUAUGCCCUACGCACUACAUGAGAACAUCUAUUUUGAAAACAAUACAGUUGAAGCUAGUGUAAAGUUGUUCCCUGGCCAACGAUUGAGCAUCAAAAUUCCACUUUUGUUGGAAUUGUUUUUCAAACCUGUUCUUUUUGCGACCAAACAUGGCUUGAUUGUGUGCACCAUUCCUCUUUGUUGACAUGGUCGACAUUAUUUAUUGUUUUGUAAUCAAUUUUUAUUUCAGUUUUAAACAGGCUCUGGUCAUUCAAUUACUCAUAAUUGUAAUAUGGGGCAAUUCUGUUUUUUAAAAGUAGCUGCCAACAUGCUUUAUAAUCAUGGAGUUGCCAGUAUAUUAGCAGUGUGUAAUACAGAUAAUAAUUUGCAGCAACAUCCAGUUCAACUAAUCUGAAAGAUUCUGUGCCUAAAUUACCUCAAAGUAUUAACUAUGAACUAUUCUGACUCUGUCAAGUAUAUUUUAACCUUUGACCAUUGCUAAUGAUAGUGAAACCCGAAGGAGAUUAGUGAUGAUAAUCUCAGGUUUGUUGCCUUAUUUUGUGCCUUUCUCCCAUAAUAAAUUGCAAAUAUUUCAAAAACA
Syngnathus typhle (broad-nosed pipefish) is the source of this 2774-nucleotide messenger RNA. RefSeq names its product myotubularin related protein 2 (gene mtmr2). Gene Ontology annotation, molecular function: phosphatidylinositol-3,5-bisphosphate 3-phosphatase activity. The record is from RefSeq and is a predicted model, not a curated record. Bases 147 to 2072 code for a protein of 641 amino acids. Gene Ontology annotation, biological process: dephosphorylation. The transcript is spliced from 16 exons. Lineage: Eukaryota; Metazoa; Chordata; Actinopteri; Syngnathiformes; Syngnathidae.